AAUUUAUCCGCGAAGCGAAGAAGGGAGCGACGCCAAGCGAGUUCGCGCGGCGUUAGACAGUAGACUAUAUCGACGAACACAACGCCAUGAUGAACAUCUUCUCGCGCAAGAACAAGCUAGAGGACGAGCUAUUCAAUAUGAAGUUCACGGCCAAGACGCUUCUGCGCAACGCCAAGAAGUGCGAGAAGAACCAAGUGGCACAAAAGGCCAAACUCAAGAAGGCCAUCGAGCAGGGCAACAUGGAAGGCGCCAAAAUCUACGCACAGAACGUGAUCCGCGAGAAGAACCAGGCGCUGAGCUACUUGCAAUUGGCCUCGCGGAUGGACGCUGUGGCGGCGCGCGUGCAGACGGCCAUCAGCAUGGGCCAGCUCAAGGCCAAUAUGAGCGGCGUGGUUAAGGGCAUGGACACGGUCAUGGAGUCCAUGAACGUGGAGAAGAUCUCGCAGACCAUGGACCAGUUCGAGAAGCACUUUGAGGAUAUGGAUGUGCGCUCCGCCUACAUGGAGGGCGCCAUGAGCAGCGGCACAUCGCUCUCGACACCUGCCGACCAGGUGGACGACCUCAUUCAGAUGGUCGCGGACGAGAACGGGCUGAAGGUUGCAGGUCAGCUCGACUCGGCAGGCCAUGUGGGCACAGAGCUGCCCACCACAGAGGCUACACGAGAGAAGAAGUCGCAGGACGACCUCUCCAUGCGGCUAGCGGCACUGCGGAAGUAGUAUCAUUCCGGCACUACAAAAACCAACACAUUUCAUUACCAGUGGCUUGCGGAGACUAAUAGCAUCAAACUCCAAAGCUACUGGUGCCUAAUAUGCAUACAUACACGUAAGAUUACUUGGACAGUGUCGUCGGUAAUGCCUUAUGUUAGUUACCGUACAAAUUAUUCGCCGAUAGCAGAUUUUUAUCUAACUCGUUAAUAAACAGGUUAGGGGAAAUAUACCAAUACAAAUAACAAGUAAAGACGAUGCACUAAAACGACAGCCA
Phytophthora nicotianae INRA-310 is the source of this 981-nucleotide messenger RNA. RefSeq lists its product as hypothetical. Gene Ontology annotation, cellular component: multivesicular body; ESCRT III complex. The transcript has a single exon. The record is from RefSeq and is a predicted model, not a curated record. Gene Ontology annotation, biological process: protein transport; late endosome to vacuole transport; endosome transport via multivesicular body sorting pathway. Bases 87 to 716 code for a protein of 209 amino acids. Lineage: Eukaryota; Oomycota; Peronosporomycetes; Peronosporales; Peronosporaceae.